Salvelinus sp. IW2-2015 is the source of this 1106-nucleotide messenger RNA. The record is from RefSeq and is a predicted model, not a curated record. Lineage: Eukaryota; Metazoa; Chordata; Actinopteri; Salmoniformes; Salmonidae.
AGGAGGGAGGGAUAGGAGGAUUCCGAGUGGAGAGCGAGGGGGAAGGAGGGAUAAAGGCUCAGGAGGUUGAGAGCAAGGGGGAAGGCGGGAUAAAGGCUCAGGAGGUGGAGAGUGAGGGGGAAGGAGGGAUAAAGGCUCAGGAGGUGGAGAGUGAGGGGGAAGGAGGGAUAAAGGCUCAGGAGGUAGAGAGCAUCGGAGUGAUGGAGGGAGAGGAGGAUGCGAAUGAAGGAAUGAAUGACCCGACCAUGCCUCAGAUCCUGUGUGUGACGGGCGGAGCUCUGAGAGAGAGGGAGGAGCUAGAUGAGGAAGGGGCCGAGCAUGGGCAGAAAGUGAGGUCAUGGGAGGAGAAGGGAAGCAAUCGGCCGGAGGGAACGUCCUCUUUUGAAGACGGUCCUGCUGCUCAACAACAACAGGAGGCGGAGCCUGCACCGGAAGUGAGGGUGGACGGUGACGAUCAGCCAUCCAAUCAGGAGGGAGAAAUAUCCAAGCAGGGCGGCGACAAUACCGGACAGGAUAUGAGGUCAUCAACAGCUCCGAGGGAGACCAAGGGAGAGGGGCCUGAACGAGAGAAAGAAGGAAAAGAGGGAGAGGAUGGGAGAGGGAUGAAGAGGAAGAGAGAGGGAGAGGAGGAAGGAACAGGACAGGGAACAGAGAAGAAAAAGUUGGAUGAAGAAGCGAUGGCGUCCAUGUUAGCCGACUUCGUAGCCUGCCCUCCGGACAAUGUAGAAAAUGUGCCCUCUGCAUCCAACCGCCCAGCCUAAACAAGGCCAGACACGGCUCCAUCACAAUACCAUCAGAACAACUCGAUUUCUAGUCCCUUCCAUAGUCUCACACAUUCUUUCAUUAAACACACUGAGGCUGGGUUUAGACAGGCACCCCAAUUCUGAUCUUUUUUUCCCACUAAUUUGUCUUUUGUUUUAUUUUUAUAUUCUUUACACCCCUUUUUCUCCCUAAUUUCAUGGUAUCCAAUUGGUAGUUCGUCUUGUCUCAUCGCUGCAACUCCCGUAUGAACUUGGAAGAGGCGAAGUUCGAGAGCCACGCGUCCUCCGAAACACGACCCAACCAAGCCGCACUGCUUCUUGACACAAUGCCCACUUAACCCGGAA